Molecule: messenger RNA, 8040 nt
Organism: Amoebophrya sp. A120
Lineage: Eukaryota; Dinophyceae; Syndiniales; Amoebophryaceae
Source: the annotation of a GenBank genome assembly
CAGUAAUGCAGAGCCAUGCAGCAUUUUAUCCAGCGCGCAUGGACCGCGGAGUCAUCUUCGUAAAUGUCUGUCACCGUCUACUCCAUAGCUGUUUGAAAAUAUGUUGCUGAAAAGAAUCGCAUUCAUCGCAGUUCAUUUCGUCCCACGGCACCUUGUUAAGUUCGUCACGGGACGAGUCGGAGGCGGCGCGAAAAAGAGUUCCAGUUCACGAGAAACUCCUGAUUCCUCAGUUGGGCCGCAGGCCGAGCUGGAAGACGAUACACAAGAAGACUUACAGAAUCAAGACCCCGCACCACCUGAUCCACCUGAUGACCCUGCGCUCUCGUGGCUGUCGUUUGUUGCGUCAAUUGAUUCCAGUGCGGACCUCGACCCUCCAGUAGACAAGGAAGACCCCCAUGGUGCGCAAGACCCGCUCGUAAAACAUGACCACGACCGCGUAGAUCCGCACGUUGAAGUACUGGAUGAGAGACCCCCUAGGCUUCGUGGGACCUCCAAAAUCCGAAGGCGUGACGUGGAGGUGCCACAAGAAAAGGUGGAUCUCAUUUCAAAUAGAACAUCGACGUUCCUCGAACAGCGCGAAGACGACGCCGACACAAAUUUUGCCGCCGAUGUUCAUCUUGAGCCACCGUCAAGCGAUGCAACUAAUGCAACUUUAGCUGCCGCGAGAAAGACAAAGAAAAGAGACCAUAGCAGCCCUGCCGCUGGUGCUACUACAAGUGCUAGUCCAGAGCAAGGAGACGCCGAGGAUGAGGACUACAAAAAUAUUAUUGAUAACGCAGAGGAUGAGGACAUCUCGACUUUUCUGCACAUCAACACGAAUACCGGCACUUCGAAAUCGAGGCUCGGCGGUUUUUUCAACAGCAUCGCCAGCGCUUUCCGCACGAAAGCGGGACUACGCGCCGAACUCGAUGCCGAAAUGGAGGAGGGUCGGAGGCGCAUUGCGGCACUGCAGUCUCUCAGCAACGACACUCUGCAGACGCACGCGCAGCUGCUGCUGGCUGCCCACGCGGAGGACAGCGCGGCAGAUAAGGAUGGCAUGAGCGCACAGUUGUCUUCCGCCAGCAAGAUGCUUCCGGAGCUGCUGCCGCCACUGCUCGCGAUGAGCAGACUGACGGAGGCGCUCAAAGAGCAAAACCAAGGGCAGGGGACAAAUCAGUUGAGCAGAGAUGAAAAUGAACACGACGGCGCAUCUUCUCCGUCUUCUAAAAAAGAUGUUGGAACCCCCACCACCACAUCAGCUGCCCCAGGUGACGAAAAUAAGGAAGCGGCAACUGCAACAAAGCAGAACGAGGCGGUCGUUGCGGACGGAGGUGGGACAAGAAGGGAGGCGGUCGGCGAUGGCGGAAAGAACGACGGGGACGCCCUCCACCGGGACGGGGAUCCUGCAGUUGAUGAACCCGAAACUCAAGCUGCGAUUGCGAAACAGGACGCCGUGGAAGACCGGCAGAUGGAAGAGAUGCAAGAGAAGUGGAGGAGCGGGCAACUGGGGAAGAGCGAGCUGCAGAAGCUCGCUGACCAAGAGGGCUUUCUGCUGGAGCUCGCACGCAAAGUGUUGCAGGACUACGCCGCAGCUUUGGACGCGAUCGACGCCACUCUUCGCGGAGCAGAGGAAAGCGCUACUGCUACAAAAACUUCGGGUCCUGAAGGUGCUCUCGAUGAGUCUAGCUCCGCGACCCAAGAGCAGCUGUCCUCCUCUUCAUCAUCUACGCCCGCAGCAUCAACGGUCCCCCGAAGUGGUGGCGACCCGGACAAGUCGGUGGUGCGACAUUGGAUGAGGGGCAUGAAGAUGAUGAACGACGGGCUUCAGCGCCUGUGGGAGGCCGGAUCCGAGGACUCCGCGUUGGUAGAGCCUGGCGACAAAAGUGUGAUGGAAAGGAAGAUAAACGGGUUUGCCCUCUGCCUCAAGGCCGAACUGCUGCUUGGCACGCCCGGUCUGCGACUUCCCGGCCGAACCGAGGACAAAAAAAACGCACCCCCGCCGGGGAUGUUAGAUUUUUCUGUUCUCGGAAACGGCCUACUGAACACGUUGGUCGCCGACAUUGAACGCGCGCGCAAGAGCCAACAGGACGAUUCCUGCACGGCCGAUGGGCGUCCGAGAACGAGCGUGGUAGUUCCCGGGUUUCUGGAGCUGCUUGGACUGUCCUUCUCCGACGAACAGGACCCGUUCGUCGUAACAUCGAUAACGCCCAAAUCGGUCGCCGCCGAGAGCGGGGUGCGGACGGGCGACCGUCUCGUGGCUCUGCUGCGUCCGGGCGUGCAGAACCCGGAUGAGAAAACGAUAGUUGUGAACGGCAGCAGUGGGGAGGUGGAAGAAGAUGAAGUUCCGAUCGACCAGGUGCUGGAAAGAAUUCCGUGGGUCGCAAACAACCCGGACAAUGUUUUGUCCUCCACGUCGGUCGUCUCUACUUCAUCUGUGGGGGGCGCGCCAGAGCAAGUUUUGGAAAGAACAUCGAGUAGCUUUUUUCAGGAAGACGAAGCAGGAGGUACUGGCGGUGUAGAAAGAAAUCCGGAUGGAGAUGAUAGUACAACAACUGCGGCUCAGGCAACGGCGGUCGAAGAGUCCUCGAACCCCAUAUCCUCGCCCGCCACCAAGAACAAGCGCAGGCGUAGAAGGACGAAAAGAAAAACUUUCACAACCGCACAUCUUUCGGCGUUCCUGCGGGGUGUUGCAGACAAAGGGCCAGCAGCACCUCCUUCUUCUUUUCUUGACGAUGGUGUCGAAACGACCACCAGCAGCAAGGACCUGCUUGCUUCGACGGAAUUCCGCAAGUCUGCUCUCGAGAAGAUUUUCAACGAGUUUCUGCUGCCGCGAAACUACGACCUCGUCUUCAAGUCGGAAAAGACAGCAGCACAAAUUGCGUCGGCACGCCGCCUGCGUCUCGACCGCCUUCCCUCGCGCCUGGCCGCCACUGCCGCUGGCAAACUAAUCGUCGACCCGGUCACGAAACAGGUGAUAUCAAAAACAGGCCAGACCACCGGCACCAACUCCGACAACGGAGGGGCUUCAUCUUUCGUUGGAAACGAAAUUCCGCUGGGCUCGACAUUGGAAAGGGUUACACCAACCGCAGAUCCCGAGGAUGUGGCGGCAGAUCUGAGCGACGUUCUUGACCUCUUUCCGAAGAGUACUUCUAAGGCCCCUUCUGCGACGGCGACAUCGCUUAGGCUGGAAGAAGACUUAACAGAUGAAGGUUCAGAACAUCAAGAAGGAGGUGGUAAUGAAGUAGCCCGCAUUUUGCGGAGCUCCCGGCUGCCUGUGAUUCUAGAUUUUGUUGAGCCGGCCGGAGUUGUUGGGGCAACAGGAACAGACGAAUCCGCACCCGGAGCAGCACAUCAUGAGAGGGACGCAACUGAUCUACCGGCAAGUAGAAGCGCCGCCUCUGACGAAGCAGAAAAAGAUAACAGAAACGGGGCGUCUUCUGGAACACCACCUAAAAGUGCGUGGUCAAUAUCAAGUUCAACGUCGUCGUUGUGGUCUCGUCUGACCGGCGCAGGGACACCUGGGGAACAGAAAGACAGCAGUAGUCCACCUCCUAGUGACUCCACGACCAGUGACCCGGCGGCGGAGACGCCGGAGGAAAGAGCGAAGCGCCUGACCAGCGAAGCCGAAAUAAAGCGAAUUCGUGACCAGCUCGCCUGUAUCUGCGGGCCAAACGGCGAGAAGGGAAGUGGAAGUGCCACUGUGGCAAUGAUGAGACGGGCAAUGAAUGUCUUCAUGGAAAGAAUGGACCGAACGCUGGAAGGAGCGAAUGACACGCAGGAAGGUGACGCGACUGAACAUGAACCCGAAGUAGAGGCUGGAGCACACGACAAGGACGAACAAAGAGCGAAGGAAUCUGCAAGUGGUGAUUUCUUGGGCGAAAAGAAUAUAGAGAGAACCGGAACUACUGGUACUGCCGCAAGGAGAGCAGCUGCACCAGACCACACUGCCUCGCGGGAGGACAACAAAGAGAGCGAGCCGUUCGCUCCGGAAGGAGGCGCACCAACGACCCGUGAGGACAAGAAAGAACCGCAGGACAGUGUCCCGCAGCAGAACGGUAUGAACAGUGCGGAACAGGAAGAGGAACAAGAGUCCGCGUCGUCCUUGCAGCAAACUCCGGGACCACACGAAGAUGAUCCUCAGAAGACUCACGAAAAGGAAAAUGGCAAUCAUGCAGACAGUGCCGAAGAGAUGCGACAGGCCUUUGCGGCGACAUUGUCCCAGUUUUUGGUUCGCACCAUGUCCGGCUUGCCGUUGGCGUCACCAGCAAAAGGCACUACUUCAACUUCUUUCGCGGACGAGGAGGAAACUGAGGAGGUAUCCUGCAGAAAAGUAGUACACCCAGACCAGAAGAAGAGUCGUCGAGCUUCUGCCUUUUAUUUGCCUGCUCAAUCUCACAUAAAAUUGUCUCCUUUGCAGUCAUACGAAAACCUUUUUUUUUCUGGUAUGGGUGUACUUUUGUGGCGGAUAGAAGGCUGUCGAAGAGCAAGUGGAAAUGAUACAGCAAGCCGCCGUAUUCUGAGUAAGAACGUCCGCACCCCAAAGUCUUAUUCAAGAUGGAGAUUCUGCAAGACAGGUCCGGAACAUUUAGGAUUCGUCCUCACGCAUCAGAAGUUUCUUUGGCUGCGCAGUGUAGUAAGUCGUACCUAGUAGCUACUUCUGCAUAUGGAAGUCGACCAAUCCACUCUCUGACGCAUGCGAGAUUGAUGUCAAGAACACACAGCCGCUCCCAUGUGUAGUUUUUCGUAGCCUGAGCUCAUUGCCUUUUCCUCUCUGGUCGAAGCGUUCCUCGGACGGAGAUAGGCUUCGUGGGCCAGGCGUACGCGCCGCUUCGCAGAGCUGUGUUGCUGGUCUGCCAGCUGCUCGGAGCGUGUUGGGGCGUUCUUCUGUGCAGUGCCUUGUGCACCCCAUGGAUGCUGGACCCCGCACUCCCCGCCUCGGUAGGGCAGUCUGUCAAGCAUGUUGACAGGUGGUCGUCUCCAAAAACGACUAGGAAACUACACUUCCCAUCCGGAGCCGCGUCUAGUUCAGAGAUUUUCCAGGCAUACAUGUGACAACACGUCUCGGGAGGUCGUGAAGACGUUUUUACUCAGCAUACACCGACGGUAGCUUCUCCUCUUUCCUCGAGCGCCGAGCGUCAUCCCGGUCGUCAUCGAGAAAGCAACCCAAACUGAGGACUUUUGGAGACGUUGCGUUGAUGCGCAAGAUAUCCUGUGCAAAAGUAUCGUAUUCGUAGUAAUUGCAAUCAUGCAUUACAAAUACAAGUUUUAUUCCCAAGGUAAAUCCGCAUAAGAAAUUUUAUUUCUCAUGCGGAGGGAAUUUGUUUUGCAUUUUUUAUACGAGUACGAUACUUUUGCAAUUCAUUUUCAUACAAGAACAAACGCGACGCGAACGCCGCAAGGGCCAGGGCAGAUAUGCCGGAGGAGUUCGAUGAAAAUUUGGACUACACGAGUUGGAGUUUCUGGAAUGAACCUAAACGGUACAACGACGUGAGCACCAAGCUGCCCGAGUUCAGGAUGUUUCUUACCGAAGGGAAAGGGGACGAUGUCGGUUUGGAAGCACUGCAGACUACGGGUGGCGCACUGAAAGCCCUGAUCGGAGUUCUGAUCACCGUCGCGGCUUUGGUUGUCGGUGUGAAAUUCAGCGGUCUUGCUAUGCUCAUCGGCACGCUCGGGCCGGUGGCAGCUUUGAUCAUUGUCGGCGCUCUUCUCUUCGGGUACUUUCUACCCAAUGCAACAAUGUCUGGGUCUGGAAAAAUGCAGAACGUGCAAGGAGAACGGUCUGCAAUGCAUGCAGAGCAUGACAACACCGCGGAGCAGGCAUCUCCAUGACCUGCAUGGGAAAUAUCAACAUCUUAAUCUUUCCUUCGGGGAAAAAAAAAAUAUGCAACACAAGUUCCAUUUGUCUAGGUACUCCCGACUCAGCAUCACAGGGAAGUUGCAAUGGUCCAGACCCAGGCAGACAUAUUUGCAAUGCAUACGUGAGCCUUCCAAGCAACUUCGCCUGGCGAUGGACCUCCUUUUUCGUGCACCUUUUCAUCUCUGUCGUGAUUUUCUUCUUCGUCUACAUCUUUUUCUGGGUUUUGAAAAACCAGAAGUUGGUUCUCUUUUGGAUCGUCAUGUCUCUUGUUGUCCUUCCUUUGCUUCACUUGGGCGGUGGACCAUUCCUAGUGCUGGCGGGAAUUCCAAAAUUCGGCGCUCUCGCGUCUGUGGCGGCUUUCCAACCUCCAGUGAUGUUCGCAGGAGUCGUCAACUUUCAUCAAGUAUCAAAUGCAAAAAUGUCUGGGUCUCCUGGAAGAUUGCGAGACUUGUCAUGCUUGUCUGGCAUGACCAAAAAGUUUGUGAUGCGUGUCCAAGAAGAGAUCCUUUUGCCUGUCAUGCAAAAACGCGGUUUGUCAUGCGAGAAACGCAACAAAAAAACGCGCAGAUAUUUCUCAUGCUUGGCUGUGCAGUACAGAGCAUUCCCUAUUCCCAACGCAGCACUACAAGUUUCCAGACCCAGACAUAUUUGCACUUCAUAUCAAGCGGUGAUCGGCGGCUCUUGGGCGGCGAACCAAAUCUGGAAGAUCUUUGCAUUGCAAAAGUAUCGUACUAGUAUAAAUUGCAUUACAAAUUUUUCCAAGAACAAAAAUGCAAUUUGUCAUGCUAUUUCAGGUAGAAAAUUGGAUUUGUCAUGCAUAUCUGCAAUUAGUACGAGUGCGAUACUUUUGCACAGGAUAAGAUCCUACCAUCGGCAUAUCUCAUGGAAAAAGAAGCUAGCAAAGUUGUGCCGAAACAAGCGACAGGAUCAUUUUUGUCUUCAUGUAGUGUGAGUGUGGAAAACGAUGAAUAUGUAAAAAUGCGUCAGGUGUUUUAGUUUUUUUAACAGCACCCUUUGAACCCUUUGCCUUUGUUUCGUCGCAAACAUCAAGCGACGUGCAAAAGCGCUUAUUUCUUUCUCUUUGCGCCAGAAAACAGCAUUUCCGCGUUCUCAUGCGGUUCGUUCUGCACGAUCGGAUCAUGACAAGAAAUAGUACAACUAAGUAGAAAAACUACAGAAAUAAAGAACAUUUUGUUUCCGAGCAUCUAGGGCUAGCGUCUUUCCAAUUCAUUCGGACAGGGAGUUCGGCAUGCAAGAGUUUCUGUGGAACUGAGAGUACUGGGAAAGGACGUAUUAAACGCAAAUAUGGCUGGGCCUGGAUGAAACCGAAGGAGAUGUUUUGCGCUUGCAUACAGGUUUUGGAUGCUUGCAGAUGUUUGUCAUAAAGGUUUUUUGGGUGCCUGGGAUGCAGGAGGAUCUACUAGCGUCACAGGUUCAGCAGAAUUUGCUCAAGGUCAACAUCCUACAUUCGUGAUUCACUCUUGACACACAUAGUCCGAGGUGGGCAUCUUUUCCUGCUCGCGCUACAGGUAGACAGAUAAUUUAUAUGUGAAGACCCACAGCAAGCAUACCUUUUGCUUUUCAGACCCACGCAUAUUUGCAUUCGAUUACAACAAUACGGCGGAGGAAUAACUGCAGGCACAGCGGAUGGUCGAGAACGUCUUCGGAGAAAGCAGGAGAAGCAUUUGCAUUUCGUGGUGUGUGCUAAAAACAAUACAAAUACGAGGUCGACCAGAUCCGAACCACGCACCUGCGCUAGUCACGAAGAGCCACAAAUGCUUGAUCAUCCAGUAGUUUCAGUUUGUUUUAUUUCAUUUGCGCUCGAAAAAACGACUUUAGUUUACGGCUCUCUUUUCAACAAAACAACUUUUCUCAAAAACACGUUUGUUAUUUACGACCGCUUUUAGUUUUUCCCUUUUCGCGACCUCUACCUUCAUCUGUUUUAAAAUUUUUCUAGGAGUUUAAGGCUCUCAGCAGAAGUAAGUUUUUCUAAGACGGGUGCCAAAGCAGCUCCGUCAGGUUGUGCUUUUUAUUGAAAUAGCGCUAGACACAUGAGAUGAAAGAACGACUUUCAACCGGUUCCAUGUGACCACUCGCAACAAACAAACAACAAACAAAUUUAAACAACAUGACGACGACGACGAGUGGAGAAAAAAAAAUAAAGCUGCGUGCGGGUGUCGCAUGGCAUGUUGGACGACCGAAAC